Molecule: messenger RNA, 3471 nt
Organism: Emericellopsis cladophorae
Lineage: Eukaryota; Fungi; Ascomycota; Sordariomycetes; Hypocreales; Bionectriaceae
Exons: 8
Coding region: 1-3471 (1156 amino acids)
Biological process (GO): chloride transmembrane transport
Cellular component (GO): cortical endoplasmic reticulum
Molecular function (GO): chloride channel activity
Source: RefSeq, a predicted model, not a curated record
AUGUCUUACCCGAUAGAGUUUCGGGAAGACGAGAAGCGACGCACUGUACAGCCCAUCAACCUCUCCAAUGCGUCGACUCAAGCCCAGUCGCCAUUUCUCUCAAAGCUUCCUCUUGGAGUCCGGCGCGUCAUUUACAGUCAGCUAUGGUCCCUCAACGGUCUGGAGCAGCAUAUUUUCGCCGAAACGGUGUGGGACGACGAACUGAUGACUCAGGGACCACAUCUGCCGCCGGGGGACAGCAUACCAACAAUGUCCGAGAGCUGGAAUAGCGAGGGCCAAGGGGAUGAAUUUCACCUGAAUUCUCAAAGCGAUGAGAAGUCCCGAGAAGCGAGUAUAUUAGACGCAGACGCACUUGAGGAUAUCGACAGGGAAGAUGACAGUGCCAGCCACACAGACGGGAGUCUGAUCGAUGCCAACAUUGAGAACGGCUCCGACCACGACAUAGACGACUAUUUUGCACACCACCCUGACAGUUCUCCCUACAUCUCACCGGCCCACAGCAUGGCCGACUCAUCGCGCACCCCCUCUGUCAGAGCCACCUGCUUCCCUUCUCCGUCCUCGCCUCUGCCCACGCAGGUGGGCCACAUCCGCCGCAUACGCUGCACAACCGACUACGCCCUUCCAGACAUAUCCUUACCCAGUCAUUCAUCAGCACUGUUUGGCAAGACGGCCGAGCAUCUUUGGCGCCAUGACUCAUCCUUCGUCGACGGGACGGAGCCCGUCUGGGAGGAGACGUGCUACUGGUGCAAGGCAGCGUACGAAUGCUUAUUUGACAGAUACGGCGAUCCAGAUCCUCCCCAGGAACGUUCCGAUUUCAUGGCGAUGCUCCUCGUCUGCAAGAGCAUGUACGGCGAAGUGCUGCCAAGUAUCAUGGAAGACUUUCCCAUGAUACAUCUCAUCCGGCGGAUCAUUGCGCUCUGGGAUAUCAGGCACUCAUUCAACCCCCAGCUCGCCAAGUGGCAGGCGAGUCUUCCACGGCUGGCCGCGAUGGAGAAUCUGAGGGAGCUAGAGAUGUGGAUGGAUUACAGCCGGGCGUGGUUCAAUGACGAGGAGCGUCUUGAGAUGGAGGAUCCCCGACGGGCCAGAAUAUGGGCUAUGGCGCCCGAAAACGUGCAUCUGCGCGUGACAUAUCCGAAGAGGGUGGCGGAAAGCUAUUCGCACGAGCCCGAGGACGCAGCGCCAUAUCUGGUUAGCUGCGGCGACGUGCUGGAGCUUCAGCUGGCUUUGGCAUACCCAGAUAAAGGCAAACAGAAAAUGUCCACGCUCAAGGGCCUGUAUGGCAAACGCGACGAUGGCGGGGUCGAAUCCAACUACGGAGUAGACUAUAUCGUCCACCACAAGAUCCCAGCGGCGGAGCGCGAGGCUGCCGAGGCCGCCUUCAUCCAGCUCAUCACCGCCCUCACAAAGGUUGGUCUCGCCACAGAGGUCCGCCAUGGUGAUGGCACAGACCUCCUCGUCUUUGUCAAGAUUGCCUCGCCAGAGUACCUAGCGAAGCACAUCUACCGCGCUCGUCUGCAGGAUUGGCUCCAGGGCGUGCGCUCAGACAGCCCUAACAAGGACAUCUCGCAGGCGCUCGAGGACGAGCCCGUCACCGAGGCGGAGCGAUCGCGGCUCGUCUACCUGAUCCUCACAAAGCCUACGGAAGACGGCGGUGCAGGCAUCACGCCGGGCAAUGGCAGCUGGAAGUACGUGGCAAGCAUCUUUCCCCUGCACAACCACGCCUUCAACAAGGCCUGGAUCCAGAAGUGGAGUCGCAAGUACCUCCUGGACCAAACCGACCUGGACGAGAUUCGCAACAAGUUUGGCGAGGAUGUGGCCUUUUACUUUGCCUUUACGCAGUCAUACUUCCGCUUUCUCAUCUUUCCCUCGGCGGUAGGCCUCACGGCCUGGUUGUUCUUUGGUCAAUUUUCCAAGGUAUAUGCGCUCCUGAGCUGCCUCUGGUCCGUCGUCUUCUUUGAGUACUGGAAGAAGAAGGAGCAGGAUCUCGCCGUCUCCUGGGGCGUCCGCGGCGUAUCCAACAUUCAGCGUCCCCGACCAGAGUUUGAAUGGGACUACGAGAGGGAGGACGCUGUGACGGGCGAAAAGGUCAAGGUCUACGACCCCAUGAAGAGACUCAAAACGCAGCUGCUGCAGGUCCCCUUUGCACUGGCCUGCGUCGCUAUCCUCGGUGGUCUGGUCGUGACCUGUAACUCGCUCGAGGUCUUCAUCAACGAGGUCUACACCGGCCCCGGCAAGCAAUUUCUGCCCUUUCUACCCACUGGCAUCCUAUGCACAAUGACGCCACUCUUAUCCGGGUUCUUGAUGAAGGCGGCUGAGACUCUCACGACGUGGGAGAACUAUGAGAAUGUGGACGCCUACAACGCGGCUCUCGUCCAGAAGCAGUUCGUCCUCAACUUCAUGACCUCCUACAUGGCCCUCCUCUUCACGACAUUUGUGUACAUCCCCUUUGGCCACAUCCUCGUGCCCUUCCUCAACUUCUGGCAAGCCACUGCGGAGACCCUCACAUUCUCCGAGAAGCCCCUGCCCACAAAGACGUUUGAGAUCAACCCCGCCCGCAUCAGUAGCCAGAUGUUCUACUUCACCGUCACCGCGCAGAUUGUCAACUUUGCCACCGAGGUCGUGGUGCCCUACGUCAAGCGCCAGGCCGCCGACAAGGCAAAGGAGUUUCAGCAAAAGGACAAGCCCAAGGUGCAGGAUCACCCCGAGGAGGCAGAGUUUCUACAGCGGGUGCGCCAAGAGUGUGGUCUCGAAACGUACGAUGUCAGCGGCGACUACCGCGAGAUGGUCAUCCAGUAUGGCUACCUGGCGCUCUUCUCCGUGGCCUGGCCCCUGGCUUCCACCUGCUUCCUCAUCAACAACUGGUUCGAGCUACGCUCCGACGCCGUCAAGAUCGCCAUCAGCAGUCGACGACCCAUCCCCUGGCGCGCCGACUCCAUCGGCCCCUGGAUGACAGCCUUGGGCUUCCUCAGCUGGCUCGGCAGCGUCACCUCGUCCGCCAUUGUCUUCCUCUGCAGCGGCUCCCAGGACGGCGCGCGCGGCACCACCUCGCACAUCACCCUCGCCGGCGCCCUGGGCAGCGUUAUGUUUGCUGAACACUUCUACUUUGUCGUCCAGCUGGUCGUGCGCCACGUCAUGUCCAGACUCGAGUCGCCCGGCGUGCAGCAGGAGCGCAAGGAGCGCUACAUGAUGAAGAAGCGUAUGCUCGAGGAGACGCUGGGGCAGACCGUCGAGGAGAAGGACGCCAUUCCUGGACUGCAAGGUGGUGAGGAGAUUACGCGCGGGGCUUUGGAGGAGGAGGCACGGAAACAAUCGACACAUGGCCACGGGACACCCGAGGAAGCUUUCUGGCAGCGCCAGCGUGGCAUGAACGAGACGAUCACCAUGGGCCGCAGAAUGAUUGAGCAGUCGGUUCAGGGGAAGGGCAAGUCUCAGCAGCAGGCACCCAGGCCCCAGGCCCAGAAGGAGCUGUGA